Messenger RNA from Mastomys coucha (southern multimammate mouse), 2830 nucleotides. RefSeq names its product Bardet-Biedl syndrome 10 (gene Bbs10). Gene Ontology annotation, biological process: chaperone-mediated protein complex assembly. The transcript has 2 exons. The record is from RefSeq and is a predicted model, not a curated record. The coding region runs from base 99 to 2276 and encodes 725 amino acids. Lineage: Eukaryota; Metazoa; Chordata; Mammalia; Rodentia; Muridae. Gene Ontology annotation, molecular function: ATP binding.
GCCUGGCUACUGCACUUCCGCCCUUCUCCCUGCCUCUUCCGUUUCCGCCCUCCCACGGUCCUGACUUUCUAUCUACCGUUUCCCACGGUUCUGUAUCCAUGGCGUCCCAGGGGUCCGUAACGGCGGCCUUGCGGGUGGCCGAAGUGCUAGAAGGCAUCGCGAACCGCUGCGUGGGGCCCGAGGGCGGCCAAGUGUUGUGUACGAAGCCCACCGGCGAGGUGCUGCUUAGCAGGGAUGGAGGCUGCCUCCUGGAGGCGCUGCACUUAGAGCAUCCCUUAGCCAGGUACCUCGCUUCUCCUGCAGUCCGGAUGGUAGUGACGUGUGUUUCCAGUCACCUUAAAACCACAGGAGAUGGUGCCAAAACAUUUAUUAUUUUUCUUUGCCAUUUACUCAGAAGACUAAAUGCAAUCGGAGAAAAAGAAAAAGAUUCAUUCACUUCUGAAAAUAUUCAGAGCCAUGAAAGGCACUGGAAAAACUGUUGUCAGUGGAAAUCUAUUUCCCAGGCCCUACUAGCGUUUCAGACUCAAACGCUAGGUUGUAUUGUAGACCAAUACUUAAGCAGGCACUACCUGUCUGUCUUGUCUUCAUCUGCUGAAGGAAGAACACUGUGUAGGUGCUCUCUAGAGUUGCUCCUGGAAGCAUACUUUUGUGGAAGAGUGGGAAGAAACAAUCACAGAUUCAUUUCACAGUUGAUGUGUGACUACGUUUUCAAGUGCAUGGCUUCUGAAAGUGGGGUUGAAGUAUUUGAGUUGUUGGACAACUGUUUUGUAGAGCUGAAAGUUGGUGUGACAGGCCUUCCUGUUUCCGAUUCAAGAAUCGUGGAUGGCCUUGUGCUUCCCAGAGACUUUUCUGUGUACUGCCCAGCAGAUGGUGACAUUAGGAUGGUGAUAGUAACAGAAGUCCUCCAGCCUCUGUUUUCAUCGUCUGGCUCAGAGUUUGUUCUCAGUUCAGAAACACAGUUUCAGGCAUCUCAGUGUUGGAUCAUGGACAGGACAAAAACAAUAAUGAACCACUUGUGUAGUAAGAAUGUAAAACUGCUCCUGUCCAGCGUGAAGCAGCCAGACCUAGUUAUUUAUUGUGCAAGACUUAAUAACAUAUCCGUGGUAGAGUGUUUAUCAUCUGAAGAAGUUUUCCUUGUCCAGAGGGUCACUGGUCUUUCUCCUUGUGUCCUACCAGAGGUCACUUCACAGUGUGAAAUUUCUGAUAGUACUUUGGUGAAGUUUUGCAAACCCUUCAUCCUUAGAUCCAAGAGGUAUGUUCAUCUUGGCUUGAUUAGCACAUGUACAUUUAUACCUCACUGUAUGAUCCUUUGUGGACCGGUUCUGGGUCUUGUUCAACAACAUGAGAGAGCUUUUCAUGGAGCAUUUAAAAUGCUUCGGCAGCUCUUUACUGUCCUUGAUCUAAGUUACACCAUACAAACCAAACAGCAAUGUAAGCCAAGUCCUCUUGCUUAUGACAAUAGCAGAGAGUGUAAUCACUCACCAGAAACUGAUAAGCAUCAGGACAUAGUAACAAAGAACAAAAAUAAAUUGGAAACUCAAACACAUUUAGAAGUAUAUUCAAGUUUGGGGAUUUCAGAUACAGAAUUGAUAGCAGGUAAGCAAUGGUCAGCACAUAAGGAGACACCAAUAGAUCCAUUCCAAACACAUGAAAUACUGAAGUGCUUGUCUCCAGAAAAAAGUGGGAUAAUUGGUAACUGUGAACUGUUAAUUGAAAAUAAUUCCACUGGAAAUCCUACAGCAGAAGACACUAGAACAGAAAUUUCUUUCAAACAUUUACAGAUCACAGAUAAUCCCAUAAAGGGGUACAUGUCGCCAGUGAUACACAAGUCGCUAGAUACCUGUACUUCCCAGGGUUAUUGUUCAUCAGCUGUGCCAGCAGGCUGUGUUCUGCCAGUGGGUGGACAUUUUGAGAUUUUGAUGCAUUACUACCUUCUCAACUAUGCCAAGCAAUGCCAACAAUCAGAUGAAACUGUCAUCAGCAUGUUAGUAGCUGAUGCUCUUUUAGGCAUCCCUAAAAUCCUUUAUAAGGCUAAGAAGGGAAAAGACAGUUUCCCACACAUAUACAUGCGGUCUCUCCAUGCACUACAAGCCAGUCAACCCAUGGUAAGGAGUCAGUCAGGCUUCGAGUCAGUAGCUGGUAAGUACCAAUUACUAACUUCCGUUCUUCAGUGUUUGAUGAAAAUAUUAACCAUUGAUUUAAUUAUCAACAUCAAGAGACAGCCUCAGAAAACUGAUUCUGAUUCUUCUGACCAAGAAUCAGAAGAUGAACUUUAACACUAAGUUUUUUGCUGCUCGAAAUUUCAGUCUGGGGCCAGGGAGAUGGCUCAGUGGGCAAAGGCAUUAAUGCCAAACCUGACUACCUGUGGUCAACACCCAGAGUGGAAAGAGAGGGUGUAGUCCUGAGACAUGUCCUCAGUUCUACACAGUUCGCAGACACACUAAAUGAUAGGAAAAAACUUAUUCAGCUCAAGCUAAAUAUUAAAACAGGCUUCUAGCUGACUGAAGUCAAUCCAGUCCUUAAUUACAUUGAGUCCACCAGACCAUUCAGACACAGUUAUCAGCUAUGGAAACCUGACUAAAUAUGUCACCUGUCUUGGGUCUGUGCUAGUCUGUGGCUAAGGGAGCUUGUCUCUAUAUUUCUUUUUUCUGUAUCUCUUUCUACUUCAUUUCCUUGAACUAUAUGUCAUAGAGUCAUGUAAUCUCCCGACUUGAAGAUGUCAUUGUACAUUGUGAACAUGAAUAUAAAAUGUUAUCUUUUAUUGAAAAUACUUUUCUGUAGACUAAAUAUGUAAAACAGUAAAUAAAAGUCAAAUUUUCUUGUAAGAGCA